AUGGAAUGCAAUGCAUUGACAUACCAAGAUCACUUGCAACCAUUGCAUGAGUCGACCAUCACUAUGACAGCAACACCACCAAAGAAAAGAAAAAUUGAUCCAGACGUUAUCACGACAUGUAUGGAAGUAUUUUUAUAUAGUACUCUUAUCUGUGGUCCAUAUGCGAAAAGGCUGCUCAACCAACAAUAUGAAGAGCUUGAUGAUGGGAUGGCAAGGUUCCUCAAUGAAGAUUGGUCGAUGUUCCCCCAAAUGCGUUAUGCAUGCAGUCGUUUGUUGGCAGGGAUAAUCCUAUUGAACACAUCAACUGGCAAGUCCGUUAUUGUCAACUCUGUUGAGGUUUUUGGUCGACGAAGGUCGCUUGACGCAUAG
Molecule: messenger RNA, 369 nt
Organism: Rhizopus microsporus ATCC 52813
Lineage: Eukaryota; Fungi; Mucoromycota; Mucoromycetes; Mucorales; Rhizopodaceae
Exons: 1
Coding region: 1-369 (122 amino acids)
Source: RefSeq, a predicted model, not a curated record